Messenger RNA from Necator americanus (New World hookworm), 2466 nucleotides. RefSeq lists its product as uncharacterized. Lineage: Eukaryota; Metazoa; Nematoda; Chromadorea; Rhabditida; Ancylostomatidae. The transcript is spliced from 22 exons. The record is from RefSeq and is a predicted model, not a curated record. The coding region runs from base 1 to 2466 and encodes 821 amino acids.
AUGGGUUUUUUUUUCUCGUACGGUCCGCAUCGUCGUCGGAAACCUGCUGCGGUCGUUGUGCCCAUAUCUGGUUAUGGUGGCGGUGGUGGCGGUGGUGGCGGUGUCCAUCCGACAGGUGGUGGCGGCGGUGGUGGUGGUGGUGGUUGUGGUUGUGGUUGUGGUUGUGGUGUUGGUGCUUUUACGCCGGCCAAUGUUUGUUCACGUUCAAGAUGGCGUCAAGCGUCAUCGACGGGUGACGUCGUAUCCAUUGUGGCGCUGCAUCCGACAGAUGAGAUGACUAAGCAAACAUGUCAUAGAUGCAACAAACAAGUCUAUCCGACGGAUAAAGUUGGCCCAUUAAAGGACUCGACAUUCUUUCAUCAAGGCUGCUUUAAGUGCUACAUUUGUGGUACUCGACUUGCGUUGAAGACCUACUGUAAUAAUCGUAGUGAUCAAAACGAUAAGGAAGUCUACUGUGCUAAUCAUGUCCCCAUUGCUGGACCACAUGAUCUACCACCGUCAAGAAGCGAAGGAUCACCCGUUGAAAAUGGCACCGGAAAAACAAGCAAUGGGCACAGGAGAGAUGCUGGACUUGCAGACAUGAAAAUAGCGCAUGCUAUCAAAGCAACACAAGUCGCUAAACCGUAUCCGAAAAUUGUUCACAAAGGAGCUCGAUACGCUGUGGACUAUGACGCUCAAACACGGCUAGAGUUGCUCCAUAGACGAGCCGAAGAUCAACUCUAUGACUCAUUCCAAAAUCAACGCACAAAAGAGAAUGAACAAUUCGAAUCGGAGACAAGGGAGGAAUGGGAACGUGCGCUGGCGGAUUUUGCACGAAAACAUGAAAAAGGUCAGGCUAAUAUAAGGAACAAGGACGAUCUCAUCCGUCAGUUAACAAUUAAAAGAGAGAAGAAGCUUGAGACACUUCACAGUAAACGACGAGAACGAGAACGUCAUCAAACGGCAGAACUCGUCGACAGACAAGCACGGGAAAUGCUGGACUUAUUCAAACAGGCUCGAUCGGAGCAACAAGCAGCAGACAGCUCGUACAGCAGCUCCGCCUACCCAUCGACUCCGCCUCCACCGCAACCACCAUCAUGUAGCAAACGUGACAUCUACACCAGUACUGAGUAUUUUUCGUCGAUUGAUGAGGUGGCGAUUCAUUGCGCUCGAAGCGAAAUGACUACAUUUACGGAUCUCAUCCGUGCGCUAACAAGUGGUGCAAGGAGCGAUAUUGACAUGGCACGAGCCAUUUAUCGUUGGAUAACGAUCAAAAACUUGAAUACGAUGAUCUUUGACGAUUCCAUUGAACAUGACACACCAAUGGGCCUUCUGCGUGGUAUUAAAUACGGUACCGAAAGUUACCAUGUAUUGUUCAAACGACUGUGCAGUUACGCCGGUUUGCAUUGUGUCGUUAUCAAGGGUUACUCGAAAUCUGCUGGAUAUCAGCCUGGCUACUCAUUUGAUGACAAUCGAUUCAGAAACACCUGGAAUGCUGUGUAUCUGGAUGGAUCAUGGCGAUUCGUACAAUGUAACUGGGGAGCACGCCACUUAGUAAACGCCAAAGACAGCGACAACGAAAAUCGCAGUGAUGGAAAUCUGCGCUACGAAUACGAUGAUCAUUACUUCAUGACCGAUCCCGAGGAGUUCAUCUACGAAUUUCUACCUCAUGACCCGAAUUGGCAGCUUUUACCACGUCCAAUAACAUUGAAACAAUUUGAACGAAUCCCCUUUGUAAGAAGUCUCUUCUUCAAGUACGGCCUCUCUUUCGUUGAUAACCGGCUGGAAAGCACACUUUAUACUGACAAAACCGGCGCAACAUCGGUGGCGAUAAGACUUCCGGAAAAAUCUGGUGACAGCCUCAUAUUUCACUAUAACCUCAAGUUUUUCGAUUCCGAUGAAAAUACCGUAAAUGGGUUGUCGUUGAAGCGAUUCGUAAUGCAGUCAGUGUCGAAUGGAGUUGUAAUGUUCCGAGUGCAUGCACCAUCUACAAGACCCUUAUUGUUGGAUAUUUUCGCCAAUAGUGUCUCAUCAGCGCAUUAUCUUACGGGACAACCGAUAAAGUUUAAGAGCGUUUGCAAAUUUAAGGUUGUCUGCGAUUCUCUACAAGUGAUUAUGGUCCCACUACCCGAAUGUGCCUCCGGUGAAUGGGGCCCUGCGAAGGCAACAAGAUUAUUCGGCCUUCGACCCAUAUCCCAUAUAGACGCGAUUAUUAACGCUGGUCGAAGCGUUGAAAUUAGAUUCAAGAUGACGAAACGCCUAUGUGAAGUCGUUUCUGCGCUGCAUCGUAAUCGUACUGACGAUAGAGUAUUGCAAAAUUGUUGUCGCACAAUACUAAAAGGAGAUCAGGUAUCGAUCUUCAUCGAUUUUCCCGAAGAAGGUCAGUACGGUUUGGAUAUCUAUACUCGCCAGGAUGACCAACUUGUGAAUGGCCGACAAUUACUAACCCAUUGUUGCAAAUAUCUUAUCCAUUCCAGAAAUUGUUAA